Molecule: messenger RNA, 549 nt
Organism: Periophthalmus magnuspinnatus
Lineage: Eukaryota; Metazoa; Chordata; Actinopteri; Gobiiformes; Gobiidae
Gene: map1lc3c
Product: microtubule-associated protein 1 light chain 3 gamma
Exons: 5
Coding region: 49-435 (128 amino acids)
Biological process (GO): autophagosome assembly; autophagy of mitochondrion; macroautophagy
Cellular component (GO): autophagosome; cytosol; autophagosome membrane
Molecular function (GO): ubiquitin protein ligase binding
Source: RefSeq, a predicted model, not a curated record
GGGCCCCGUGCGCGCGCUCCGCACACACCGGGACCGAGAGCACGCGCCAUGCCUCCGUUUGAGCGCACCCCCGUGCACAGCAGAGCCUUCAAACAGCGCAAGAGCUUCGCCACGAGGAAACAGGAGGCGGCGGGGAUCAGGACCAAGUUUCCCAACAAGAUCCCGGUCAUCAUCGAACGAUAUGAAAAAGAACAGUUCCUUCCUCCUUUGGACAAGACCAAGUUCCUGGUUCCACAUGAACUCACCAUGACCCAGUUUGUGACCAUCAUCAGAAACCGCAUGGCUCUGCUCCCGUCUCAGGCCUUCUACCUCCUCAUCAACAACAGCGGUCUGGCCAGUAUGUCUCUCACCAUGGCCCAGGUUUAUAAGGAGCAUCAAGACGAGGACGGCUUUGUUUACAUGACCUACGCCUCACAGGAGAUGUUCGGAUCAUGACCUCUGACCUUUGCCCCUGAGACGGUUUUUAUCGACCUGUAUAUAAAAUAAAGUGUAUAUAUUGUAAUGUUAAAGAUUUUAAUGUGAACUAAUAAAUCGUGUGUGACUAACAGG